AUGAUGCGCGAUCAAUUCAACAUGCAGUCACUGGGGAAACCUUUAAAUAUCAUGGUCAAGGAGGCCCGGAUAUUGAUGGUAGGAGCUGGUGGAAUUGGAUGUGAAUUACUUAAGAACUUGGUUUUGGCUGGUUUUGGAGAAAUUCACAUUGUAGACCUGGAUACCAUCGAUCUCAGCAACUUAAAUCGACAAUUCCUAUUCCGUCAUGAACAUAUUAAGAAAUCAAAGGCUUUGGUAGGUUGUCUAGUUAUGGCAGAGUUUGGAUAUGUGCUGAUGAGAAAUUUCCAGGUUGCGAAAGAUGCGGCGCAUAAGUUCAACCCGAAAGUCAAACUAGAAGCACAUCAUGCGAACAUCAAGGAUUCACAAUUCAAUGUGGAUUGGUUCAAGGGUUUUACCAUGGUUUUUAAUGCUUUGGAUAAUCUUGAAGCUAGGAGACAUGUAAACAAGAUGUGUUUGGCAGCGGAUAUACCUUUAAUCGAAUCGGGUACAACUGGUUUCAAUGGACAAGUUCAGGUUAUUAAAAAGGGAAAGACGGCAUGUUAUGAUUGCACAAUAAAAGAGACACCAAAGAGUUUUCCAGUUUGUACUAUUCGCAGUACACCAAGUCAACCAAUUCAUUGUAUAGUUUGGGGAAAGAGCUAUUUAUUGAGUGAGGUAUUUGGUGCUAGUGAGGAUGAAUCGACGGAAAUGGAUCAUUCAGAAGAUUCAGAGAAUGCCAAGGAGAUUGAAAAGUUGCGGUUAGAGUCUCAAGCUUUAAAGAAGAUUAAAGAAUCAAUGGGUACCGAUGCAUUUCCCCAACUACUUUUUGAUAAGGUCUUUAAGGAUGAUAUCAUUCGUUUAAGAUCUAUGGAGGAUAUGUGGAAAUCUAGACGACCACCUGAGGCAUUGGAUUACACCACCUUAAAUACAGAAGCUGGAAAUGAUGAAAUCGCCAAGCAAGCUACACUCAAAGAUGAUCAACGAGUUUGGAAUCUACAUGAGAAUCUCAUCGUUUUCAAAGAUAGUCUGGAACGAUUAAGUAAAAGAUUACAAGAAAUGAAAUCUGUCUCAAAUGCUGCCAACUCCGCAGAGCCAAUAAUCACAUUUGAUAAAGAUGAUGAGGAUACUUUGGACUUUGUCACCGCAAGCGCCAAUUUAAGAUCCAUCGUCUUUGGUAUCGAAACAAAAUCUCGAUUUGAUAUCAAACAAAUGGCCGGUAACAUCAUUCCUGCUAUUGCAACUACCAACGCUAUUGUAGCUGGUCUUUGUGUUUUACAAUCAUUCAAAGUACUUCGAGGUGAUUACUCUAGUAGUAAAGAGAUUUUCCUGUCUCCAUUUGCUCCAGAAAGAUUACUCUCCUCUGAUAAGUACCGAGAACCAAACCCAGACUGUCCUGUAUGCAGUGUAGCACAGACUCGCUUAUUGGUUGAUAUGUCAAGAGCUACACUCAAUGAUCUCGUUGAGGGUUUCUUGAAACUUCAACUUGGAUAUGGAGAAGAAUUUGUGGUUAAUAAUGAAAGUGGAUUACUUUAUGAUGUUGAGGAAACGGAGAAUUUGGAUAAAAAACUUAGUGAACUUGGCAUUAAAGGAGAUUCAUUCUUGACAGUUAUUGAUGAAGAUGAUGAAAAUCCAAAGGGUCCUAGAGUUAAUCUAGUACUUAAUGUACAAGAAUCUGACACCGCAAUGGAAGAUUCUCCCAUCAAAAGUCUCGAUAUUAACGUCAACUCCUCUAUCCCUACCGUUCCUAUCAUCUCCGAAGAAUCUACCGCCACAUCUCCUGAAUCACCAAUUCCACGUCGUAAGAAACCUAUCCCAGAACCUGAAUCCAAAGAGCCAACAAAUGGUCAUGCAAAAUCUUCCACUGCGGAAGUCCUUCAAAAUGGUAAUUCCAAUGGUGUCAAAAAGAGAACUGCAUCCGAUGCAUUGGAACAUGAUCCUUCCUCAAAUUCGAAGCGUUCCAAGAUGGAACCGCCCGGUUCAACCAACUUGUCCAUGGAUACUUUGAAUGAUGGUAUUAUUGUGUUGGAUGAUGCGAAUGAUGGAGCUAUUUUAAUUGAUGAUGAUUAA
Messenger RNA from Botrytis fragariae, 2046 nucleotides. RefSeq lists its product as uncharacterized. NCBI's taxonomy places the organism in Eukaryota, Fungi, Ascomycota, Leotiomycetes, Helotiales, Sclerotiniaceae. Gene Ontology annotation, biological process: protein sumoylation. The transcript is spliced from 8 exons. Gene Ontology annotation, cellular component: SUMO activating enzyme complex; cytoplasm. The record is from RefSeq and is a predicted model, not a curated record. Gene Ontology annotation, molecular function: SUMO activating enzyme activity. Bases 1 to 2046 code for a protein of 681 amino acids.